This is a messenger RNA of Suricata suricatta (meerkat), 2446 nucleotides long. It is a transcript of the gene ZNF331, whose product is annotated as zinc finger protein 331. The annotation marks the transcript as partial. NCBI's taxonomy places the organism in Eukaryota, Metazoa, Chordata, Mammalia, Carnivora, Herpestidae. The transcript has 6 exons. Gene Ontology annotation, biological process: regulation of DNA-templated transcription. The record is from RefSeq and is a predicted model, not a curated record.
CAAGUAGAAGAGCGGCGAGGUGCCUGCUGGGAGAGGCUCACUGCGUCUAGCCUCGUCUCUGCCCCGCAUCCUGCGGACGUGGUUCGGAGUUAACCUCGCGCUUCGCACCCCCUCCCGCCCCUUCCCUUCGUCCAGUUGGUCGUGGGGUCCGGAGCGGCCAGCUGUCCUCCAGAAAAAGCAUCCUGAGGAGGAAGAAGACUUGUUACACACCUUAAAGUCAAGGUUCAGAUGAGUUACGUUUUUAUUCAGUCAGUAACUUAUGUUUCUAGGACCUCAGAAUAUGUUUUUUUGGCCUGAAAUGUUCUUUCUAAUAGGGACUCAACCUCAGUAAUUCUUGCCCAAGAGGUGUGAUGGGACCACGCGGGUGGAUGCACACAACACAGAACGGAAGAAUCCAGUGGGGAGGUUCUGUGUCGUGCUUUAUUUUAGGGCUUGAUUUGGUCGGACGAUCUGACUUCGUAAGGUGGCGUCACCAUGCUUCACUGCAGGCCUGACGUCCAGAGCAAAAUGAGAACAGAGAAGCUUUGAUGGUCUGGGCUGGCGAAUGACAAAGUUACCAGCCUUGUGAUGCUCCUAAAAGUGGGGCUUGAACGAGGUCUCUGUCAUCAGAGGCAGGGAUUCCCCCCCCCCCGCCCCCCGCCAGGAAGCAGCAAAGAGGGAUUUGUUGUAUUUUAGUCUCUUGCAGGUCGGACAGCCCAGUUUUCCUGGGUUUCACUCGCCUCUGUCUGAACAGCAGAACGCAGCAUGGUCUGACGCUGAGCGUCAGUCCCAGGUCUAUAGCAGGGUUCCGCAGACCUUUUCCGUGAAAGGUCAUGUGUGCAGUAGCUCAUGGCUUGUGGGCUACAGGCUGCAUGUUCUUCUUAAUUUUUAGAAUGAUUUCAGAUUUGCAGAAAAAUUGCAAAGACGGUACGGAGAAUGCCCAGUACCCUGCGCCCAGUCUCCCCUGCCAUUAACAACAUACAUUAGCGUGGGAUAUUAUUUUACGGUUGAUGAGCCAGGCUUGAUAUGUUAUCAUUAACUGCAGUCCAUGCUUUAUCUGGAUUUCCUUAGUUUUUACGAAGUGUUCUUCAUCUGUUCCAGGACGCCAUCCAGGAGAUCCCAUUACAUUUCCCUGUCAUGUGCCCUUAAGCUCCUCUUGGCUGAGACAGUUUCUCAGACCUCCUUUGUUUCUGAUGACCUUGACGGGUUUUGAGAGGUACAGGCACUUGGCCUGCUGCAAAAGCUUCAGUUCCCUAAGGAGCCGGUAAAGAAGAGACUCGAAAUUACCCAUAACUCUACCGUCCAGAGCGAACUGCUGUGGAUUGUGUUGAAACCCCAGGAGGACUGAUCGGUUCUUGAUUCUAAAACUAUGGCCCACGGCUUGGUGACGUUCUCAGACGUGGCCAUCGACUUCUCGCAGGAGGAGUGGGCGUGCCUGGACUCCACGCAGAGGGACCUGUACUGGGAGGUGAUGCUGGAGAACUACAGCAACCUGGUGUCCCUGGAUUUGGAGUCACCAUACGGGACCAAGAGUUUACCUACAGAAAAGGGCAUUUAUGAAAUAAACUUAUCCCGAUGGGCCGCGAACGGAAAGAGCAAGUCGCGGGGCCUCGGCUGGGUGUUUGGAGGGGAGCCGCGGCGACGGCAGGGCCCUCGGGAGGGCUGUCCGGAUCGAGAGAGAGGCAGCUGUGAGCAGAGGCCGGCCCGUAGGGACGGCGGCUCGGGCCGGCCGCGCCGGAGGCCCCACGCCCGGGAGAGCGCCUACGAGUGCAAGGACUGCGGGAAGGCCUUCAGCCGCUGCUACCAGCUCACGCAGCACCAGAAGAUCCACACGGGCGAGAAGCCCUACGCGUGCAAGGAGUGCAAGAAGGCCUUCCGCUGGGGUAACCAGCUCACGCAGCACCAGAAGAUCCACACGGGCGAGAAGCCGUACGCAUGCGCGGACUGCGGCAAGGCCUUCCGCUGGGGCUCGAGCCUCGUCAUCCACCGCAGGAUCCACACGGGCGAGAAGCCCUACGCGUGCAAGGACUGCGGCAAGGCCUUCCGGCGGGGCGACGAGCUCACGCAGCACCAGAGGUUCCACACGGGCGAGAAGGACUACGCGUGCCAGGACUGCGGGAAGACCUUCAGCCGCGUGUACAAGCUGAUCCAGCACAAGCGCAUCCACAGCGGCGAGAAGCCCUACGCGUGCCAGGACUGCGGCAAGGCCUUCAUCUGCGGCUCGAGCCUGGUGCAGCACAAGCGCGUCCACACGGGCGAGAAGCCCUACGCGUGCCGGGCGUGCGGCAAGGCCUUCACGCGCGUCAACUACCUCACGCAGCACCAGAAGAUCCACACGGGCGAGAAGCCGCACGCGUGCAAGGCGUGCGGCAAGGCCUUCCGCUGGGGCUCGAGCCUCGUGAAGCACGAGCGCAUCCACACGGGCGAGAAGCCCUACAGGUGCGCCGAGUGCGGCAAGGCCUUCAAC